Molecule: messenger RNA, 1329 nt
Organism: Mercurialis annua (annual mercury)
Lineage: Eukaryota; Viridiplantae; Streptophyta; Magnoliopsida; Malpighiales; Euphorbiaceae
Product: zinc finger CCCH domain-containing protein 19-like
Exons: 5
Coding region: 268-1203 (311 amino acids)
Source: RefSeq, a predicted model, not a curated record
UGAUAUAAUGUUAGUUUAUUAGUAUACUAACAUUAUACCCACAGUAUACACCGUAUGUUUGAUAUUAUUUUUUAUUUUUUUGUACUUUUGUAAAUAUUAUUAAUAUUUUUGUAAAUGAAAAAAGUCAACAUAUACUUUUGUAAUUAUUUUCAUUUUUUUUGGUAAAUGGUGUAAUUUCCUCAUGAUGAUUAUAUAGUUGAAUGGAAUCACAGGCACUACUCAUGUGUGACAGACGCUGCUCCAGGUACCGAUUUUGUGCUUCCGCCAAUGCCUCAAGAAGCUGCGUCUACCAUUCCACAGACGGCUGCCUGUGGAUCCUGUUCAGCUACGGCUGAGGCAUUGCAGACAGACACCUGCCUAGGCAGGCAGCCGACUAGGAAUGUAGCCCCUGAUGCUGAGACGCUAUCCAAUUCAGCUAUUUUAAGGGAUAAAGCCAGGAAACCAAGCCGCCAAAUUACUUCCAGCCAAGAGGGCGCCAGUGAUGAGGAUGAGUUAAAUGAUGAUGGCAUUCAAGGUAUGAGACAUGCAAAAUCUCCGAGUGGCGGCCGUAGAGGAGAUCAUGAGCGUGCAGGCUGUGAAUCACAUGUUUAUGCUUCAGUGUCAAUGCCAUCUACUACUAGUACUCAUGCAGAGCUUCAGUCUGUAGAUGGCAAAGCUAAUUCUGGAGAAAAGAAAGAUGAACCAAUGGAUGUUGAUGAUGAACAUGACAACCCGAAGAGCAGUCAAAGUGCAAAAUCGAUGCAGGUAGAGAAGAACAAUCAAAGUGCAAAGUUUUUUGAAAUAAUUGAGUUAAGCGACGAUGAGGAUCCAGAUAUGAAUACUCCAGCAAAGCAAGAUAAACCAAUGGAUGUUGGCAAUGAACAUGACAACCCGAAGAACGGUCAAAGUGCAACAUCGAUGCAGGUAAAGAAGAACAAUCAAAGUGCAAAGUUUUUGGAAAUAAUUGAAUUAAGCGAUGAUGAGGAUCAAGAUAUGAAUGCUCUAGCAAGCAAGCCAACAUCAGAAGACCUGGAAUCUCCUAUAUGGUACUGUUUGGGCCCCACGGGUCACAAGCUGGGGCCGUGCCCCAUGUCGGUGCUGAAAGUAUGGAAUGAUACAUGUGACGAUGACCUGGGGCUUAAAAUAUGGAGGAUUGACCAAAAUCCAGAAGAAGCGGUUUUUCUAACAGAUGCUAUUCGCGUAAAGAAACGCAAAAUUAACUAAAGGAACCGCCAAAAUGAUAGUUUUGGUGGCAGUAUUACUGCCUUGACUCCUUUUGCUCUUUAUCUAUAUAGAACGAUAAUGGAAAUGUUUCGGAUAGUUUUUAUUUGAAUAUAAUAUAAAUAUAUA